Messenger RNA from Glycine soja, 1610 nucleotides. Its product is annotated as syntaxin-121-like. Gene Ontology annotation, molecular function: SNAP receptor activity; SNARE binding. The coding region runs from base 179 to 1099 and encodes 306 amino acids. Lineage: Eukaryota; Viridiplantae; Streptophyta; Magnoliopsida; Fabales; Fabaceae. Gene Ontology annotation, cellular component: SNARE complex; plasma membrane; endomembrane system. The record is from RefSeq and is a predicted model, not a curated record. Gene Ontology annotation, biological process: exocytosis; intracellular protein transport; vesicle fusion. The transcript has 2 exons.
UCAAACUCUUAGUUCAUAAGCCACCACUCCCAUUUAUAUGCAUCUUAAAGCCAUACAAAAUAAAAUUCUCCUCAAUACAUGUAUAUACAUUCAUUCCCAUAGUUCUCUCCGAUCUUAUUAACUCCUUUGAAUUCUCUUUACCCUAAUUUCUUCAUAUAUCAAAAGCUCAAACCCUAAAAUGAAUGACUUGUUCUCUGGCUCCUUCUCCCGCAACAACGACCAAGUCUUGCCUGACCACCACCACCAUGUGAUCGAGAUGGCGGCCGCGUCAUCACCAACAGCCGAGGGCAGCGCGAACCUUGAAAAGUUCUUUCAAGAAGUUGAGCAGGUGAAAGAGGACCUGAAGGAGCUGGAGCGUCUCCAUGAGAAUCUACGUGGGAACCACGAGAAGAGCAAGACCCUUCACAGCGCGAAGGCUGUGAAGGAGCUUCGCUCACGCAUGGAUGCUGAUGUGGCACUCGCUUUAAAGAAAGCGAAGCUCGUCAAGGUCCGGCUCGAGACGCUGGACCGGUCCAAUCAGGUGAGCCGAAACUUGCCUGGUUUGGAACCUGGUUCGUCCUCGGACCGGACCAGAACGUCUGUGGUGAGCGGACUGAGGAAGAAGCUGAAGGACUCUAUGGACAGCUUCAACAGCCUCAGACAACAGAUAUCAUCGGAGUACAGGGAAACCGUGCAGCGUAGAUAUUAUACGGUCACCGGAGAGAAUCCCGAUGACAAAACCAUUGACCUCCUCAUUUCUACUGGUGAGAGUGAAACAUUCUUGCAGAAAGCGAUCGAGCAGCAAGGUAGAGCCAGCGUGAUGGACACAAUCCAAGAGAUUCAAGAGAGGCACGACACAGUCAAGGAAAUAGAGAGAAACCUAAACGAGCUUCACCAAGUGUUCUUGGACAUGGCCGUGUUGGUGCAAUCCCAGGGAGAACAAUUGGACGACAUCGAAAGCCACGUGGCACGCGCCAAUUCAUACGUGCGGGGUGGGGUCCAGCAGCUGCACGUGGCAAGGAAGCACCAAAAGAACACCCGAAAGUGGACAUGCAUAGCCAUCAUAUUGCUCAUUAUUAUCAUCUUGAUCAUAGUCCUCCCUAUAGUUCUAAGAAAAUGAUCGAUCACAUAUUCUAAUUGCUAUAUGGUGGUGGCUGCGAAGAACUUGGACUAGUUCAAACUUCAGAGAUUGUUAGUAUCUUAUAUUAGUUAAGUCAAUUCAUAUGCUGCCUAGACCAUUGCAUUAGAAAAAUAUAUACCUUGGCUUUUGUGAUUAGUUUUAUUUUUUCUUUUUUUGGGUCGCAUCAUGUGUUGAUUAAUUUAUAUUUUCCACGUACGCAUUUGUACAUGUUUGAAGAUUGAGACAUUUUGGUUUGGUUUAUAGAAGCCUAUGGACAUGUCACAUGGUGCUUGCGUGCACCGUUUAGAAUUAUUACUUUACUACCGCGAAGAGAACUCGUUGAAGCGGUUUUAUCCUAGCUAGGGAAGAGAGACGCUAGGGCAUGUUGAUGUUCAUGGUGGUACAUUCUUUUGCAAAUAUGUAUGUAAUUUAUAUGAAAUUUUAAGCAGCUAGAUAAAUGGGUGAACUACUUUUAUGUAUUGUAGGAGUUAGUUCAAUUGUUUUGCGUGUU